Molecule: messenger RNA, 864 nt
Organism: Haliotis rufescens (red abalone)
Lineage: Eukaryota; Metazoa; Mollusca; Gastropoda; Lepetellida; Haliotidae
Exons: 1
Coding region: 1-864 (287 amino acids)
Source: RefSeq, a predicted model, not a curated record
AUGGGGCUCAUUCCUUUGCCGCUGUUAAGGAAAGAACCGUCUGGUAAGAAGUAUGCAAAUGAUGAUGAUGAUGAUGAUGAUGAUGUCAUUUCUGCUGUGGAGGACUUUGACACCAGCAGGAGGAAGUCUUCUACCCCAGCAGGAGGAAAGUCUUCUACCCCAGCAGGAGGAAGUCUUCUACCCCAGCAGGAGGAAGUCUUCUACCCCAGCAGGAGGAAGUCUUCUACCCCAGCAGGAGGAAAGUCUUCUUCCCCAGCAGGAGGAAAGUCUUCUACCCCAGCAGGAGGAAGUCUUCUACCCCAGCAGGAAGAAGUCUUCUACCCCAGCAGGAGGAAAGUCUUCUACCCCAGCAGGAGGAAGUCUUCUACCCCAGCAGGAAGAAGUCUUCUACCCCAGCAGGAGGAAAGUCUUCUACCCCAGCAGGAAGAAGUCUUCUACCCCAGCAGGAAGAAGUCUUCUACCCCAGCAGGAGGAAAGUCUUCUACCCCAGCAGGAAGAAGUCUUCUACCUCAGCAGGAGGAAAGUCUUCUACCCCAGCAGGAGGAAAGUCUUCUACCCCAGCAGGAGGAAAGUCUUCUACCCCAGCAGGAGGAAGUCUUCUACCCCAGCAGGAGGAAAGUCUUCUACCCCAGCAGGAAGAAGUCUUCUACCCCAGCAGGAGGAAAGUCUUCUACCCCAGCAGGAGGAAGUCUUCUACCCCAGCAGGAAGAAGUCUUCUACCCCAGCAGGAGGAAAGUCUUCUACCCCAGCAGGAGGAAAGUCUUCUACCCCAGCAGGAGGAAGUCUUCUACCAGAGCAGGUUCCAGGCUCUCCAGCGGCUGGCACAAGGGUGUGGACCUCGGGGAGUAUUUCGUGGAAAUAUAA